This is a messenger RNA of Carassius carassius (crucian carp), 2077 nucleotides long. RefSeq names its product gastrula zinc finger protein XlCGF8.2DB-like. Gene Ontology annotation, biological process: regulation of cytokine production; negative regulation of transcription by RNA polymerase II; regulation of immune system process. Bases 333 to 1292 code for a protein of 319 amino acids. The record is from RefSeq and is a predicted model, not a curated record. Lineage: Eukaryota; Metazoa; Chordata; Actinopteri; Cypriniformes; Cyprinidae. The transcript has 2 exons.
CUGCUUAGACUACUCUAUGGCUCCCACCAAAGCCAGAAACUGAUUUUCCUUUGUUUACAGCACCGAUGAUAACAUCGCUGUCAGUUCGUGUGAUUUUCGCUAAAAACCUGAAAAUGCUUUUUGCAUUACAUGUCGGCAUUCUGCAGUAAUGACCGUUCAUCUGUGCUGACUGAGCGUAUACUAUAGAACCAAAUUGACAAUUUGACGCGAAUCGUAUGAAGUAAAUAAUGUAGCGAACUAAGAGAUAUUAACAGAAGCUUCAGUUAUGUUUUUUGGCUGAAAAGGUGCAGAAAGGGGUGUGAUGGCUUUGUUUCAGCUCUGAGUCAUCUGACAUGUCUCACUCUUCCAAGCCUCGAUCCCAUCCUUGUGGCCUUUGCGACAAAUCCUUUGCCCAGAUAUCCAUGCUCACCAGACACCAGCAGCUGCACACCUCUCGUCUGGUUCUACAUAAACGCACCCAUGCUGCGGAGAAGCCUCAUACCUGCCGACUUUGCUCCAAGACUUUCAUCUCGUCGGCUCACCUUGCCCUGCACCUGCGCUCGCACAGCGGAGAGAGGAAGUACAAAUGCAGUGUAUGUUCCAAAAUGUUCAUGCAAUCGUCCCAGCUUAUGCGCCACAAGACCAUCCACACUGGCGAGAAACCCUUCAAAUGCCCAGAUUGCAAUAAGUGCUUCGGCCGUGCCUCACACCUGAAAACCCACUGUAGGCUCCACACUGGUGAAAAACCAUUCAAAUGUACACAGUGUGAAAGGGCUUUUACGCAAAAGGCCGGACUUAUUAUACACUUGCGCUUGCACACAGGUGAGCGCCCUUUUAAGUGUGAGAAAUGUGGCAAGGCCUUCCGCACGUCAGCCCACCUGCUUAACCAUCAGGCUCUGGAGCUGGGCGAGGGAAGAUACACCUGUGCCACGUGCAACAAGGGCUUCAGGUCGGUGUCCAUGCUAAAACAACACGAGAAAAGCCACCAGGACAGUGGGAUGCUGUGUUGUAGCGUGUGCUCGGGGGCCUUCGCUCAUUCCUCCUAUCUGCAGCUCAAACUGCACUUACAAAACGGAGAGCAGCUUUUCCAUUGCAAGGUGUGCAACAAAAUUUUCGUGAAGAUGUCCACUUUUGAGAAACACUGCAGAAAACAUCAGACAGAGAUGGAAAGAUGUGAGGACAGGGAAGUAAAAGAGGAAGACGAUCCCCCAUUUGAGCUGCAUACUGCUGUGUCUCCAACGCCUUCGACGUCAGAAGUCAACACACGCUCCAAAACAAGAGCCAAAAUUAAGAGUACAACCGAAAGCUCUUAAGAAUUGACAGGCAUAACAUUCACUUAUGUCUUUCUGUAUUUGUGAUGUAUGACAUAAAAUACGCUUUCAUCUGCUCUUAGUUUUGUAAAAUAAUAAAGAUUAUUCUCUGCAUGCAUGCAAUACAGUCUUAUAGACCAUGAACAGUUGUACAAAAACAUGCCUUUGCACAUUUUUUUUUACAUUUAACUUAAUGAUUUUUUUUAAUCUUAUCAAAAAGUGGUAUCAUUCUAUAUUUUAUCAGCUUUGAAGAUACAGGGGAUGCAUCAUUAUACUGCAUACAGUUACCUUAAUUGGAACCAAUUCUUUAGUUCUUAAACCCCAUCAAAAAUACUAAAACUUACUACUACAUGUAUUAUUUCUUAAACUGUAAGAGAAUUGAGACAAACACAAAAUGUGAACCCUCAGAAAGCUUCAUGGUAAUGAAAGGCUUUUGCUUCUAAGAAUAUAAUAGCCAUUCAGCAGAAAUCAGCACAGAAAAUGUGGAAAAACAUUCAGACCGGGUCAAGCCUUAUGCACAAAUCAUUUCAUAAUGCACAAUUUGUGACAUUUAUGUUUAAGUAAUAGAGUUUUAAUAUAGGUGUGCAAUCAGCUACAUGCAACUGACAAAUAUAGAGAAUAUAUAAAUGCUUGCAUAUAAAUCGACAAUACAUAGAUGCUUGGACAAUCCAUGCAUGGUUAUCAUAAUCCACAAUGUAUUCUGCAGUGAAAAUGUUUGAUUAUACUGUUCACACAGAAUAGAUGUUUAACAUUUAGUUAAAAUAAAAAAGUAAAAUAUUGUUUAAAUG